AUCAGCUAAUAACUCGUGUGUGUAAAUCCUGAUUAGACUGUCCUCAGUGUUAACGGUGAGGGGUGAAACUUACUCAAACUGAUGUGUUUUCAGUCAUUAGUCUCUUCCUGUGUGUCUCACCUGUUGUCAGCGGGGGGCAGCACUAACAUGCAUACCUGUUCACCAGCACGGCUCCAGUGCAGCUGGCAUUUUAGGAGCGCUGCAACCUGCACCAAGGUCAACCACAAAAUGAGAUUCACCGUUAUCUUUUCCUUUUAUUUCAUCGAGUAAAAGUGUCGAUGGGAUUAAAAUGAGAAACCUUUACGGAGAGCCAAGAAGGCAACAUGAAAGUAUUGUCACAACAAUAAAUAACACAAACAACAAGCAGAUCAGGAAAAUGGUUACACACCAAACAAAGAGCACACAGUAUCCAAUACACAGUUAGAGGCUGAGUCAAAUCAGUGUUUUUCUUCUGAGAGCAACAGUCAGAUAAUGUGCAGCUUUUUAUUGUAUCUUUAAUAUAUUUGUGAAAUAUAUAAAACAGCAAAGCGCACUACAACAAAAUAGUGAUAACAGUGAUUUUUAAUGGACAACAUUUGUUCUGAGCUGAAGGUAAGAUAGAAGAAUAGAAGUUUGUGCUCAUAAUACUCAUAAUAAUAAUUUUUUGUAUAUAUUUUUGUGGAAUUUGGUCAAAAUACAAAGAAGAAUGACUUUAUUUAUCCCCGUGGGGAAGGAAAUUCAAGUUUUUCACUCCGUUGUUAUUUUUUCAUUCCGUUGUUAUAAUAUAUAACGUUUUAGAUCCAAAGCACUGUGAUGGAUCAUAUUCAUCACAUUUAUCAUCUGUUCCCUUUAAGAUGACAAAGCUCCACCCUUUGCAUGACAUCAUCUGAGACAAACCAGGAAACAGCUUGUUCCUGCUCAGUUCUCACGGAGAAGAGACGCAGCAACAGACAGACAGUAAGAUUUCCCUUCAUUACAAAGACUUCAACUGAGGGAGGACAGUUACAGGAGGGAGGAGAGCUGGAGUCGGGAAAUACUCCAGCUGUAACCUGCUGCUGACUGAAAAAACACUCAAACACUCAAAGUGAAAGUCACUGAGGCAACUUUCUGCCGCAGGGAGGGGAACACAGCUGAUUACCUCCUGUUGUAACGUGCCCGGCUGCUUCACUCAGAGACAAAAUGGCUUCCAGAUCAGAGGAGGCUCUCCGCUGUCCGGUCUGUCAUGGGGUCUUUAGAGAUCCUGUUGUUCUGUCAUGUAGCCACAGCUUCUGUAAAGACUGUCUGAAGAGCUGGUGGAGAGCGAAACCAACACGAGAGUGUCCACUUUGUCAGAGAAGGUCUUCAAAGUCAGAACCAACUUUGAACCUGGUGUUAAAGAACCUGUGUGAGGCCUUCUUACAGGAGAGAGAUCAGAGAGCUUCAGAGGCUCUCUGCAGUCUGCGCUCUGAGAAACUCAAACUCUUCUGUCUGGACCAUCAUCAUCAUCAGCAGCCAGUGUGCCUUGUCUGCAUCGAUGAAGCUGCGCGACAACACAAAGAGAGACUUCAGGAAACUCUGGAGCCCUUAAAGGAGAAGUUAAAGGCUUUUAAAGAAGUUAAAGUGAAGUUUGGUCAGACAGCAGAACACGUGAAGGUCCAGGCCCGACUCACAGAGAGGCAGAUUAAGGAGCAGUUUAAGAAGCUUCACCAGUUCCUAGAAGAGGAAGAGGAGGCCAGGGUGGCUGCACUGAGGGAGGAAGAGGAGCAGAAGAGUCAGAUGAUGAAGGAGAAGAUGGAGGCCCUGAGCAGAGAGAUAGCAGUCCUUUCAGACGCAGUCAGAGCCGCAGAGGAGCAGCUGAGAGCUGAAGACGUCUCGUUCCUGCUCAGCUACACGGCUGCAGUGGAGAGAGUCCAGCAGCGCCCCCUGCUGGAGGACCCACCGCUCUCAGGCGCUCUGCUAGACCAGGCCAAACACCUGGGCAACCUGACCUUCAACAUCUGGGACAAGAUGAAGGACACGGUCUCCUACACUCCUGUGAUCCUGGACCCAAACACUGCUCAUCCAGAACUCAUCCUGUCUGAGGAUCUGUCCAGUGUGAGACGGGGACGGAGGCAGCAGCUUCCUGACAACCCAGAGAGGAUCGAUGGUUUUUACUGCGGCGUCCUGGGCUCUGAGGGCUUCAACUCAGGGACUCACAGCUGGGAUGUCGAGGUUGGAGACAGCACAGACUGGGGACUGGGUGUGUUAGCAGAGUCUGUCCGGAGGAAGGGACGCAUACUGUCUGGAUUAUGGGGAAUAUGGUUUCUAAACGGUACAUACAUAGCGUACUCACCACCAGCUCCGGACACUUACUUCCAAGUGCGGAAGAAGCUCCAGAGGAUCAGAGUGAAUCUGGACUGGAACAGAGGAACGCUGCGGUUCUCUGAUCCUGACACUGACACACACAUACACACCAUCACACACACUUUCACUGAGAGGCUGUUUCCAUACAUUAACCCUUGGGAUGAACUGCAGAUAUCAGCACUGCAGGUCUGUGUGACAGUGGAGCAGAGCAGUUAGAGAUGAAGAGGAUGAUUAUAUUUAUGAUGCUGCUUAUUUCUUCAAGGGAAAAGUCUCUGUUAGGCUGCCGCUGCUCCUCCUGCUGCCUCAUUAUUACAUUGUAAAUCCACUUUUUGUACUUUUUGUACUUGCACUUAUUUUAGCUUUAUACUUAUAUCCACUUUAUUUUUAAUUUGUCAUAGCUGUAUUAUAGUGUAUUAUAUUUUUUGCUUAGUACUUCUCUUCCUGUGUGCGCUGACGUAAAGGCGAGCAGCUGUAACGAAAGAGUUUCCCCUCGGGGAUCAAUAAAGUAUUUCUGAUUCUGAUUACAAACAUCUGUUAAUUUUUUGUUAUUCUUCGUAUUUAGUUUGACACUUUUUGUUUCUAUUGUCGACCUUUUCGUAUGUAAAAUUAUUUCACUUAGUGUCUUUAUGUUUUUGUUCGUUUAGCCUUUUCUUGUUUAUGGACACUGUGCCAUUUUAAAUAGUUGUUCAUGUUUUAUUGUUUUGACUUGUGUGUGUGUGUGUGUGUGUGGAGCCAUGAAGACCAGCAACCACUCUGUGAAGCUGAUGAGGAUUUAAAUAAAGAAACAAGAAUCAAUGAAUCAAUAA
Messenger RNA from Siniperca chuatsi (mandarin fish), 3107 nucleotides. Its product is annotated as zinc-binding protein A33-like. The record is from RefSeq and is a predicted model, not a curated record. NCBI's taxonomy places the organism in Eukaryota, Metazoa, Chordata, Actinopteri, Centrarchiformes, Sinipercidae. The transcript has a single exon. Gene Ontology annotation, molecular function: protein binding; metal ion binding. Bases 1159 to 2517 code for a protein of 452 amino acids.